GUUCGGCAACGGUCGACGUGCAAAAGCCAAGAGAGGCAGCGGCCGCUUCGGCUUCGAUCUCCGGGCGCGGCAGUCGCGACGCGGGUGCCAAGUUCUUGUAGGAGAAGCGCUUCGCUCGCUGCCCGCGACUGUGUCGACGCGAGACAUGCUCCAGGACAACUGUAGUGUGUCCGCUUUGAGGAGGAUGGAGGCGUCCUGCCUGGAGUUGGCGCUGGAGGGCGAGCGCCUGUGCAAGGCGGGCGACUUCUGGGCGGGCGUCUCGUUCUUCGAGGCGGCCGUGCAGGUGGGCACGGAGGACCUGCGCACGCUCAGCGCCAUCUACAGCCAGCUGGGCAAUGCCUACUUUUACCUGGGAGAGCUGGGGAAGGCGCUCGAGUACCACCGGCACGACCUCACGCUCGCACGGACGGUGGCGGACCAGGUCGGCGAGGCGAAGGCGAGCGGGAACCUGGGGAACACACUCAAGGCGCUGGGGCGAUACGACGAGGCGGCCGCCUGCUGCCAGCGACAGCUCGACAUCUCGCGCGAGUCCGGCGACAAGGUGGGGGAAGCCAAGGCGCUGUAUAACCUGGGGAACGUGUACCACACGCGGGGCAAGCAGGCGGACGCCGUGGGGGCCCACGAGCCCGGGGAUCUCUGCGACGAGGCCAGGAACGCCCUCCUCGCCGCCGCACAGUGCUACGACGCGAACCUGGAGAUCGUGCGCGUGCUGAACGACCGCGCGGCGCUGGGCAGGGCUUUCGGCAACCUCGGCAACACCCAGUACCUCCUCGGCAACUACGACGAGGCUGUGGAAUUUCACCAGGAGAGGCUGAAAAUCGCCAAGGAGUUUGGGGACAAAGCGGCGGAGAAGAGGGCCUACACCAACCUGGGGAACACGUACGUGCGCCUGGAAGACUUUCCGCAAGCCGUCGAGUACUACAAGAAAGCGCUGCAGCUGGCGCGACAGCUGCGGGAGCGAGCGGCCGAAGCACAGGCGUGCUACAGCCUGGGCAACACCUAUACGCUGCUCAGGGACUUCCCGCUCGCCAUCCAGUUCUUCCUCAAGCACCUGGCCAUCGCGCAGGACCUCAGCGACAGGGUGGGCGAGGGGCGUGCGUGUUGGAGCCUGGGCAAUGCGUACGCGUCCCUGGGAAACCACCAGCAAGCGCUGUCCUUCGUCACAAAGCACCUGGCCAUAUCCAAGGAGGUGGGCGACUGUAACGGCGAGCUGACGGCGCGACUCAACCUCGCUGACCUGCAGUCGACGCUCGGCAUGGCGCAGGCGUCCGAGCAGGCGGAGCGAGCGUCGCCCGAUGACGACCACGACUCCGAGUCGGACUCUGAAGGCGAAAAGACGAGGCCGAGGAGGCGAUUGAGUAUGGAGAACAUGGAGCUCAUGCACUUGACCCCGGGAAAGGUCGGCAAGCCUCUGAACGGCGACGUGCGAUCCCUGGCCAUGGGUGGGGCGGUGGUGUCGGCGCAGCAGAAUUCCGUCUCCACGUCGGGGGCGCCGGCGACGUCCAGGCCCUCUGGGAAGUCCCUUUUGCCGUCGCGGCUGCGCGGCAAGAAACAGCGCGAUGGCGCGGAGAUGGAGCAGCGAACGACGUCGGUGGAUUCGCGUGACGUAGCGCUGCAGGUGUCCACCAGGGUGGACCCUGACCUCGUGGACGACGACGGGUUCUUCGACCUGCUCAGCCGCUUCCAGGGAAACCGCAUGGAUGACCAGCGCUGCUCGCUGGGGCCCGACUACAACGGCGGCGAGGGGGCCGGAGCUCGCGGGCCCUCCACACCACCACUGGCCGACCGGCGAGCCGGCGCGCGUGCCCUCGUGGCGUCGCCGCAGACGGAGGAGUUCCUCGAUCUCCUCGCAUGCUCCCAGAGCCGCCGCAUCGACGACCAGCGCGCCAGCGUAUCCGACCUGCCGGGCCUGCGCCUCACGCCCAACAACAGCGGCGCUGUCUCGGGGCGCCUUGCCGCCGCCGCGCCUGCCGCCCCGCGCGGCGUGGACGGCGCUGCCGCCGCGGCCGCGGCCGCCGCUAGGGCCGGGGCUCUGGCCGCCGCCGCCGCCAUAUCUCACGAGCACGAGGACGAGGACUUCUUCGACAUGCUCGUGCGCUGCCAGAGCUCGCGCAUGGACGACCAGCGGUGCGUGGCGCCGGCACCGAUGCCGCGCGGCCCCACGGUCCCGGACGAGGACUUCAUCAGCCUCAUCCAGAGGGUGCAGGCGCGACGCCUCGACGAGCAGAGGGUGGCGCCGCCGCCAGAUCUCCGCGAGUAGCGGGGACCACGGCAAGACGGGGCGCCGUGCAGAAAACGAAACGCGCGCGAUUUUCAGAACGUCGGCGCUGCCGUCGACUGCACUUCUUUACUCUUGAACAUUUGGAUAUUCCCGUGGCGACGGAAAGCGCGUUAUUCUACGGGCGUCGCUGAUUUGUUUUUUACUCGCACACGGAACGCGCACCACGUCCUGACGCAUCAACGCAUUCCCCGAUUCUCCCGCCUUGUGCGGUCCAGCCCUGCAAUUAGGUGUGAAGUUGCCACGUGGUGUUUUUAAAAUAAUAUUUUCAGGUCAUCUAAUCUUCGUUGACAGGUAAUCGGGAAAGAUGAACGGUAAAGGUGCAGCCCGUGCAAUGUGUUUCUCUCGCCACUGCUGGCAGAAGGGCCUCCGCUAAGAGGGAUCUGUAGAGAUCACCACUCAAGGGUAUUUGGCCUGCUCUUCCACACAAUGGCCAGACAUUUUGGAACCGUUGGGAGGAGCCGUACUCUACCCCACCUACGUGACCUGUCAAUCGAUAGCUGCCGUUCGUGGUUAAAAUGUUCUUUUUAAGCUAACACAUUUUUAGCACGUGUUUUUUUCACCUCACCAUUAACCUCUUAAAGGGAGAGGGGGGGGGUGUAGGUUCUUGUGAGCGAGCAGCGUGUCUGUCCGCUGAGUCGAUGCGCUUGAAGCUGGUCAGGUGGCCGGAGAGGUGAAUUGGAGAAGCCGCACAUACGCUGGACCAUGACAGUCAUUCCCUCCGCCAAGUGAAUUCCUGUGCCGAGCUCAAUGAGGGGGGAGAUGCGUGCGUGUUACUGAUGUGCGACGAUUCAUGCCAGUCCCAGAAAUUGCCCCGAGCAACGCGGAUGCUUCUGCUGCACUUGUGAGCGUUCAGUCCCUCUUGACUGGCACGUUUGAGUGAUGCUGCAUAGCGAAAUCCACCUCUUAAGCAGAAGAGAGAGAGAUAUUAAUGAGCCAUCCUUGCGCAUUAUUGUCGACCGGAAGCCAGUCGGCAUAUUGUUGAAUGCCAAUUUUCGGUAUAGAUUUUCUGUCCCACAAACACCCUCAGAAUAGUUGUUUUGUAAAACUUCAGAACUGCGAUGUGGAUUAGGCAAACCACUGUACGCUUGGUGGAGACCUGUGCAGGAUGGGGUGGGGCCAUUUACAGAGAGAGACAGGCAUUGCUGUGUUCUCCACGAGUGCGGUGCCCCAUUGGGAAGACCUAAGAUCAGGUCGUGGGCAAUACUGCCCAGGCGGAUCUUGGAGGUCAUCUCUGCAGCAGCUUGUGGGACCUGGCAGAGGGGAGAGAGCGAGGAGGAGGAGGAGGUGCGGUGGUGGUGGUGGGGAGAAGUGGUGUAGCGGUUAACGCGCUGUGCUACGAACCCGGCGACCCGAGUUCGAUUCCCGCUCACGGCGAACACCAGUGACGAUUAAACUGGUCAUGGAUCACCCCUAGGUCAAAUGAGGACCUGGUGAGCUGUGUCAACAUCGCCACUGGGGAGACAAAGGCGGCCAGGCGUGAUGUUGGCCACCCCACCCCCUCGUGUGCCGUGCCGGCCUUGAUAGGUGCUCGCCAACCGCACUUGCCCCAACAGUCUGUUAAGGCUAUGGGGGGGGGGAUCUUUGUCUUUGGUAGCAGCCGCUCCGAGCACGAUGACUUUUCGAACGAUAAUUAUUCUAGAUCGGCUUGGCGUGCUUGCAUUUAGUUUAAGUUCCGCUCGGUGUACGACAAGCUGAGCGAAGUUUUUAUUUUAUUUCGGAAUUUCUUAAGGAAAAAAAAUGCAAAACAAGUUGAUGUGAAAGGAUGGUGGGGGGGGGGGGCACUUUUAAUGGUAAUUGUGGACUGUUUGGGCCUUGAUGGACCCACGAUGCACUACUGAAUAAGAUUAUCUCCCCACAGGUGCUGCGUAUUUGAUGACCGCACCGUUAUUUUUGUACGGACGUGUAUUUUUUUUUAUUAAUUUCAAACGACGUGACAAAUAUUUUAGUUGUCGUAGUUUCUCAUUUCUGCCCGUGCGUACGAUUCCCCUGCUGUGAACUUUACCGUAACUUGUAGACUCGCGUAUUUAGCCGUGUAAAUAGCAUUUUUAAAACGUCAGAACUGCUUCGCGUUUCUGUAUUUCUCGUACAGAAUCGGGUCUGUUUCGUUUGUAGAAUUCUAGUUUGGUCGGAGUUAACGUGAAUGUUUUUUUGUUUUUCUCCACGCGCGUUACUUUCUAAAAAAAAAUAUACUGCCGCGGUCUUCUCGUUCUGCCGCCUUCACGGUACCGUUAGAUGACUAAAGAAAGCAUUUCUGUUUUGACAUUUCAGAUUGUUUUGCAUUAAAGAAAACAAAAACGCUAACAAAAAAACGCGCGACUCCUGUAUGAUAAAAAAUAAGAAGAGAUUUUACACUUUCUAGCAAUAAAACCGGUGUUAAUAUGUUCAAACACCAAAUAUAAACCUUUUGCAAGGAUUCAAAUCUGCAUCGACCACACACUACUUGUGGUGAACAUGCAAACAAACAUGCUCU
Messenger RNA from Lethenteron reissneri (Far Eastern brook lamprey), 4751 nucleotides. RefSeq names its product G-protein-signaling modulator 2-like. The record is from RefSeq and is a predicted model, not a curated record. Gene Ontology annotation, cellular component: cell cortex. NCBI's taxonomy places the organism in Eukaryota, Metazoa, Chordata, Hyperoartia, Petromyzontiformes, Petromyzontidae. Gene Ontology annotation, molecular function: GDP-dissociation inhibitor activity; G-protein alpha-subunit binding. Gene Ontology annotation, biological process: establishment of mitotic spindle orientation.